This is a messenger RNA of Mesocestoides corti, 7140 nucleotides long. NCBI's taxonomy places the organism in Eukaryota, Metazoa, Platyhelminthes, Cestoda, Cyclophyllidea, Mesocestoididae. The record is from the annotation of a GenBank genome assembly.
AUGAGUGAGAUGAAAAAAACAAUCAAUGAGAGUUUCAAGGCGAUGGGUCUGCAGGCGACGAAGUUUUCGGUUUCCAAAGUGAUUGAGCUCUUUGAGACACAAAGUUCUCGCCACUCAGUGAUGAUUGUCGGCAAGACGCUGUCGGGCAAAUCGGCUACCUGGAAGGUUCUGCAGUUGACACACCGCAAAAUGAUGGAGGCCGGUCAUGAGGGAUUCCAGCGAGUCUGGGAGUAUCCCAUGAAUCCGAAAGCGGUCUCUCUCGGAGAACUGUAUGGCGAAUUCAAUAUUGCCACAAACGAAUGGAGUGACGGCAUUCUAUCGAGCUUAAUGCGUCAGGCUUGUGCUGAUGAGAAGCCAGACUACAAGUGGAUUCUGUUCGAUGGUCCCGUUGACGCCCUGUGGAUUGAGAGCAUGAACUCCGUCAUGGACGAUAAUAAAAUCCUGACACUCAUCAAUGGUGAGAGAAUCUCCCUGCCAGACCAGGUUUCCCUGUUAUUUGAAGUUGAAGACCUCGCAGUCGCUUCACCGGCCACGGUCUCACGUGCUGGAAUGGUUUAUAACGACGUUAACGACCUCGGGUGGUGGCCAUACGUCAAGUCUUGGUUGGCUGCCAAGGAGCCCAAACUAUUGGCCGACACGUUGUUUAGCCUCUUUGAAAGGGACCUGUCCCAAAUCAUCUCUUUUAUAAUGUCCAUCCACAACAAUCUCUUCGCUGUGAGCGAAAUCAACCUUGUCAUUAGCCUUUGUCGGCUAUUUGACGGUAUCUAUGGUGACGGCAGUGAGGCAGGUUUAACUAUUGCUGUUACUUUUGACAUGUCAGACCCGGACAACUUCACGCGCCUAAUUGAAAUUGUAUUCCGAUUUUGCACGAUCUGGUCGGUGUGUUGUGUGGUUGAUGAAGAUGGGCGUAAAAAAGUCGAUUCCUUUAUUCGGGAACUGGACGGCAGCUUCCCCAACAAGGACUCCGUCUUUGAAUUUGCCGUAGACAUCAAGUCACGCAGUUGGGUGCACUGGGAGGAGCAGCUACGUGGCGGAUGGAAGUAUGGUCCUGACCAACCCUUUUACAAAAUCCUUGUUCCGACAGUCGAUACUGUACGUUACAAUUUCCUGGUGAAUACACUUAUCUCAGCGUUCUCUCCAGUCCUCAUUACGGGGCCCGUUGGAACGGGAAAGACUUCAAUUGCACAAAACGUUCUUUUUAGUCUAAAAAAAGAGUCGUGGUCUUACCUCGUCAUCAACAUGUCUGCACAGACUACAUCUAACAAUGUACAAGGCAUAAUUGAGUCGCGCGUAGAGAAACGAACCAAGGGUACGUAUGUUCCAGUUGGCGGUACCAAGAUGGUAACAUUCAUGGAUGAUUUUAACAUGCCUGCGAAGGACGAAUUUGGAUCUCAACCACCGCUAGAGUUGAUUCGCCAAUGGAUUGACUACGGGUUUUGGUACGACCGCUCUAAGCAGGUGCCCAAGCGAGUACUGAAUAUGUUCCUACUUACUAGCAUGGGCCCACCUGGAGGUGGCCGCAUGCCCAUCUCAAGACGUUUACAAUCACGGUAUAACCGGAUUAAUGUUACUUUCCCGACGGAUGGCAAUUUAAAACAGAUCUUUGCUACCAUGCUAAAUCAGAAACUAUCGGACUUUGAGGAUGAGGUCAAAACAAUAGGCGAUCCGUUAACGGAAGCGUCAAUCACCUUUUAUCACACAAUUGUGGCCAAAUUCCUGCCCACACCAACUCGAAUCCACUAUCUGUUCAAUCUCCGUGACAUUUCAAAGAUUUAUCAGGGCUUACUUAGGGCAAAUAAGGCAAUCAUCGACACGAGGAAUGCCAUGCUGCGGUUGUGGAUCCACGAGUGUUUCCGUGUAUUUGCUGACCGCCUCAUAAACACCCAGGAUGUGACUCAGUUUAUUGAGCUGCUGGAAGAGAAACUUGCCCAAUAUUUUGACCAAACAUUUCACAACCUCUGUCCAUCCCGACGUUCACCCAUAUUUGUGGAUGCCCUGAACAAAGAAAUGAUCUAUGAAGAUAUACAAGAUAAUGAUCGUCUACGAAAGGGCUUGACCGGGUUUCUCGAUGACUACAAUAACACCCCUGGUGUCGUUCAGGUUGAUCUUGUCCUAUUUAGGGAUGCAAUGGAACACACCUGCAAGAUUCUUCGUGUGGUCAGUCAACCACGUGGCAAUAUGCUGCUUGUCGGAGUUGGCGGCAGUGGACGUCAGAGUAUGACUAAACUUGCAAGCCAUAUUUGCCUCUACAAAAUAUUCCAGGUGGAAGUAAAUAGAAACUAUCACAGGGUUGAUUUCUAUGAAGACCUAAAAAGGCUCUACCGUCAGGCAGGUGUUUAUCGUCAACCCACUUUGUUCCUCUUCUCUGAUACCCAGGUGGCAGAAGAGGGGUUCUUAGAGGACAUUAAUAAUUUGUUGAGCUCCGGUGAAGUCCCGAAUCUCUUUAAGCAGGAUGAAAUGGAAGAAAUAUUCAAUUCGAUAUCUGACCAAGCCAAAUUUGAGGGUGUGGAUGAAUCUCCGCAGUCACUUCUCAGAUAUUUCAUUGAACGCGUAAGAGCUAAUCUACACAUCGUCCUAUGCAUGAGUCCCAUUGGCGAUCCAUUUAGAGAUCGUCUACGAAUGUAUCCCGGUUUUGUGAACUGCACUACAAUUGACUGGUUUAGUGAUUGGCCUAACGAUGCUCUAAUGGAGGUGGCUGCCAAGUAUUUGAGUGAUCUUGACCUUUUAAUUGGUGAUGAAACUACAAGGAUGAAGCCUGGCGUGUCUCGAGUAUUCGCCUUAAUGCACGGCUCGGUUUCUAAGAUGUCCGAAACGAUGAUGGGUGAGUUGGGAAGAAGAAAUUACGUCACACCCACAAACUACCUAGAGCUAGUCACUGGUUACAAAAGAAUGCUGGAGGAGAAAAGGAAAGAGAUCAAUGAAUGGGCUGAUAGACUGAAGAGCGGUUUGGGGAAAAUUGACGAAACGCGUGAAAAGGUCGAAGAAAUGUCUGUUGAAUUGGGUGAAGCGAAGGAAAAGGUGGCUGCCUACCAAAAGGAAUGCGAUGACUACUUAAUUAUCUUGGUUGAGCAGAAACGUGAAGCAGAUGAACAGGCAAAGUCUGUGACAAUUACGAAAGAAAAGAUAAAGGUUGAUGAAGUGAAGUGCAUAAAGAUGGCUGAGGUAGCUCAAGCCGACUUGGCCCAGGCGAUGCCCGCUUUGGAGGCCGCUGUCACGGCGUUGGAGGCCCUCAACAAGAAGGAUAUCACAGAAAUCAAAUCCUACGGUCAACCACCCCAUCUCGUUCGAAAGGUCAUGGAGGCUGUGAUGAUCCUGCGUCAAGCGCCUCCCACGUGGGCUGAAGCUAAGAAGCAUUUGGGUGAACAAGACUUCAUCAACCAAUUAGUCAACUUUGACAAGGACCACAUCAGCGACAAAACCCUCAAGAAAAUCACAGCUUACUGUGAACAAGAUGACUUCAUGCCCGACGUUGUCGGAAAGGUGUCGUUUGCGGCCAAAUCUUUGUGUAUGUGGGUCCGUGCUAUGGAAGUCUACGGUCGCGUCUAUCGCUUCGUCGAGCCUAAACGCCAGCGCCUGCUUCAAGCUGAGGCUAUCUUGGCCGAGAAAAGGGCCCAGUUGGCAGCAGCUCAAGAAAAACUUGACGCUCUCAUGGCUGAAAUGGCUCGUCUACAGCAAGAAUAUAACGACAAGAUGGAACAGAAGGAAGAGUUGAGACGAAAGGCGGAGACUCUCGAGAAAAUGCUAGAAAGAGCUCAGAUGCUUGUAGACGGUUUGGCUGGUGAGAAGGUGCGUUGGACACAGACGGUGGCUGAUUUGGAACGGAGACUUGGCCUUUUACCAGGAGACUGUCUUCUCUCAGCUGGAUUCAUUUCUUACAUGGGUCCCUUCUUAACUAAAUACCGCGAGGAAUUAGUCAAGUCUUGGAUCUCGGCAGUCCGUGAGUGGAAUCUCCAAGGGCUUCCUCGCGACUCUUUUUCGGUGGAGAAUGGCGUUAUUGUCAGCAAGGCCUCCCGAUGGCCCUUGAUGAUUGAUCCACAGUGCCAAGCCAUGAAAUGGAUCAAGUCAAUGGAGGGUAACGAGCUUCAGGUGAUCGAUUUACAAAUGAAGAACUACAUGCGAAUUCUCGAGCAGGCCAUCCCCAACGGGUCACCGGUCCUCCUACAGAACAUCCUUGAAGUUCUUGAUCCAGGUUUAGACCCGAUUUUCAACAAGUCGACGAUAAAAGUUGGAGAAACUGAAGUAAUGAGAUUAGGUGACAAGGAAAUUGAAUACAACAGCAAUUUCAGGCUAGUCUUAUGUCUAAAAUUGUUCUAUGUGACGACAAAAUUGUCGAAUCCGCACUAUACACCGGAGGUCUGCACGAAAACCACUAUAGUCAACUUUGCCGUCGUGCAAGAAGGUCUUGAAGCCCAGUUACUUGGAAUAGUUGUGAGAAAAGAGAAGCCUGAGUUAGAGGAACAAAAAGAUAAUCUCGUCAUGGGCAUCGCCAAUGGCAAAAAAAAAUUAAAGGAACUUGAGAAUGAACUCCUAUAUCUGCUGAACGCAACUCAGGGCUCCCUGCUGGAGGAUGAAAACCUCUUCGUGACUCUUCAGACCUCAAAAGCCACUUCUGCGGAGGUCACUGAGUUCUUGAUGAUUUCAGAAAAGACAGAACUGCAAAUUGACACGGCUCGUGAAGGUUACCGACCAUGCUCAAAAAGGGCGUCGAUUCUAUUUUUUGUCCUCAAUGAUCUCAGUUCCAUCGAUCCUAUGUACCAGUUCGCUUUGGAUGCUUACAUUGACGUUUUUAACAUCAGUAUCGAGAAGAGCCAGCGUUCUCCAAGACUGACAGAGCGAAUAGAAAACUUGAACGACUACCACACCUAUGCUGUUUACCGGUACACUUGCCGUGGUCUGUUUGAAAGACAUAAAUUACUCUUUGCAUUCCUAAUUUGCAUGAAAAUCCUCGAGGAGACGGGCAAACUCAAUCUGGACGAGUACCUAUUCUUCCUACGAGGAGGUAUUGUUCUCGAUAGGGCUCACCAGAUGGACAACCCGGCCUCCUCCUGGCUCUCAGAUCUCGCAUGGGAUAACAUGACUGAAUUAAACAAACUAGCCAACUACCGUGGUAUCGUAACGUCAUUUGAGCAGUACACAAAAGAUUGGCACAACUGGUACAUCUCGGAUGAGCCAGAGAAUACUCAACUUCCAGCUGAGUGGGAAGGAUCUACGAAUGAGUUCCAGCGUAUGCUAAUUGUGCGCUCUCUGAGGCCUGAUCGUGUGACGUUCUGUGCUACAAAAUUCAUUGUCAACAACAUUGGGAAGCAGUUUGUUGAACCACCGGUUCUUGAUAUGAGAGGCGUCGUGGAAGACAGCUCAGCUAGAAGUCCUCUUAUCUUUGUGCUGUCACCCGGUGUGGAUCCGACAGCAGGCUUGUUGCAAAUGGCCGAGGCUUGUGGAAUGGGCAAACGUUUCAACGCUCUUUCUCUGGGUCAGGGACAGGCCCCAAUAGCUACUCGGCUAAUAGAAGAAGGCAUGCGAGAUGGAAACUGGGUGUUCCUCGCCAACUGCCACCUUUCGCUCUCUUGGAUGCCGCAACUGGACAAGCUGGUGGAGCUAAUGGGGAGGGAGCAAACGCAUUCUGAGUUUCGCCUCUGGCUCUCUUCUAGUCCUACCCCACACUUCCCCAUCUCAAUUUUGCAAGCUGGUAUCAAAAUGACGACUGAGCCACCGAAAGGUCUUCGUGCCAAUAUGAAGCGACUUUACAAUAUCAUCAAGGAGGACCAGUUUUCCGCCUGUACCAAACCCGAGAAAUACAAGAAGCUCCUCUUCUGUAUCUGUUUCUUCCACUCCAUUUUAAUUGAACGCCGAAAAUUCCGCAUGUUGGGAUGGAAUGUAACAUACGAAUUCAAUGACGCUGAUUUCGAAGUCUCGGAAAAUAUUUUAACUACUUUCCUUGAUCAGUAUCAGGAGACACCAUGGGAUGCAUUGCGUUAUCUCAUUGCAGGCAUUAACUAUGGUGGACACGUCACCGAUGAAUGGGAUCGUCGUCUUCUAACAACUUAUAUCAAUACCUUUUUCACAGAGAACGUAAUCAGUGAACCCUUUUUCAAGCUGUCCCCUCUACCCCACUACUACAUUCCAAAGGAUGGUAGUCUCAGUGCAUACCGGGAGUUUAUUUCAUUGCUGCCAAACAUUGACCACCCAGAGGCCUUUGGCCAGCAUCUUAAUGCUGAUGUUGCUUCCCAAAUCCAAGAAGCAAAGAUUCUCUUUGAUGCACUACUGUCAGUGCAGCCUAAAAUGUCUUCGGCUAGUGGAGAAUCAGACGAAUCGAAGGUUUUGACGUUAAUUAAAAAAAUGAAGGAGCAAGUGCCUGAGAACUUGGACUAUGCAGGCACGGCAAAAAUAUUUAGCAACGAUCACUCUCCGUUGAAGGUUGUCUUGCUUCAAGAGAUUCAACGAUACAACGCUUUACUGGAAUUGAUCCGCAACCAACUGGUUGACCUUGAAAAAGGUAUUCAAGGCCUUGUCGUUAUGUCUUCUGAGCUGGAUGAAAUCUCUGGAGCCAUCUACGAAAACCGAGUACCUACUCAGUGGCAAUAUGCUUACAACUCUCUACGGCCACUGAGCUCUUGGGUGCGUGACCUUGCAGAGAGGACCAAGAUGUUUAAGCAAUGGUCUCAGACAGCGAAGCCACCGAAAACCUUCUGGAUUGGCGCCUUCACCUUCCCAACAGGUUUCUUGACUGCCGUUAUGCAGAUAGCAGCUCGGACUCAUGGCGCCGGUGUAGACACGCUAAGUUGGGACUUUAACGUACUUACGAUUUCUGAACAGAAUAUUGCUUCUGCACCAAAAGAAGGAGUGUACGUCAGUGGUCUCUUCUUGGAAGGAGCCGGCUGGGACAUGAAAAACCAGUGCCUCAUUGAAGCUGCCCCCAUGAUGCUGGUCUGCAGUAUUCCGGUCAUACACUUUAAAGCGAUAGAAAAUAAAAAGAAGGUGGCCAAGUCAACCUACAUUUGCCCUUGCUACUACUAUCAAAACAGAGCAGGCACCCCUGAUAAGCCGUCGUUUAUGAUUGGCGUUGAAUUAAAGACAGGUGAGGUUCCUCCCGAACAUUGGAUUAAACGAGGAACUGCUUUACUAAUGAGUCUUGAUAAUUAG